This is a messenger RNA of Ceutorhynchus assimilis (cabbage seed weevil), 1812 nucleotides long. The record is from the annotation of a GenBank genome assembly. NCBI's taxonomy places the organism in Eukaryota, Metazoa, Arthropoda, Insecta, Coleoptera, Curculionidae.
CGGAAUCGGACUAUUAAAUUAAUUCAAAUAUUUAUGUCGAGUUUGUGACUUGUGUGUUGACAAAACAAACGGGGUAUUAUUUUUACGGUAAUUGCAAAUGGAAAGUUUGUAGUUUCGUAGUUUGUUUGAAUUUUAGUAGUACCCAUUCCAUGUUACCAGGUUAUAUUUGAACUAGAUAAACCCAACCCUAUAUGCUGCGGUGGCGGUGAGAUAAAAAGUAAUGAAUAAUUUUUGUAUGUAAACAUUACUCAUACAGUGAUUACUCGCCAUGGCAAAAGACAGGUUAAGUGACUUAGUAAAAGCGCGAAAUGAUGGAAAUGGGAAUUUCCAAGUGGAAAUUGAGAAAGAAGUUGCAGGAGAUGCUGCUAACCUGAGGGAAACAUUCGAGAUGGCAGAUAUUCUAAGAGAUUGGAUAGAAACCAUUGAAGAAAAUAUAGAAGCACUCAAACAGUAUAUGAAAAAGGUAGACGACAUAAACACUAAUCAAAGAGAUUUGAAUGAAAAAAUUCAAUCUAUUUUCCAAAAUAAUACCAGCAUAUGCCAUAGGAUACAAGCAAAACUCAAGGAGUUUGAAGAGGAAGUUAAAAAUAUAGACAGUUUAACAGCCGAAGGCCGAAUAAAAACUAUACAACUCAAUACAUUGAAAACAAGAUAUCAAAAGGUGUUCAAGCAAAACAAUGCAGAACUGGAAAAUUUUCGAAAUAUUAAAAAGCUGGAGCUGGACGCUCAACUUAGAGCCAAAGGUGUUAGAGUUACAGAUGAAGAACUUACACAUUUACUCGAAGAAGGAACUGACCUUAGUGUAUUCACUGGAAAUAUUUUGGCUGAAACGGCAGAGGCCAAGAGAAUCCUUCAAGACUUAGAAGACAGGCAUAAUCAGCUUCUAAAAAUUGAACGAAUGCUAGAAGAAGUACGAGACUUGUUCCUCCAGAUGGCGAUUUUGAUAGACGACCAGCAAGAGCUUAUAGAUAGAGUUGAGUAUCAUGCUUCUAUGGCUCAAGAAUUUGUUGGACAAGGAACUAAUGAUUUGCAGAAAGGAGCAAAAAACCGUAGAAAGUUUUUGAAGAAAAAAAUCAUCCUUAUUGUGGUAGUAAUCAUUCUGAUUGCUAUAAUUAUUGGACUUAUUUUUAAGUGAAGUGUGGACAUUUUAUACUAUAGACCUAGAUUUCUUAAUAGAAUAUACUAUGUAUCUGUUAUCUGUUUAUUUGAGAAUAUACUAUUUAUUUAAAAUUUAGCAGUUUACAACACCAGCUAAGUUGUGUGUGCAUUUUUUUUUCACUGACAAAAAUAACAAAUUGAAAUUAGAAUUAAAAAGGUUAAUCAGCGAUUAUAAUGAUAAGAGAACCUUGAAUGAAUAGAACAGUUCCAAAAGCGCAAGCAGUUUCUGGAAGAUCCUACUCUAGAACAGUCCUUAUUCAAAAUCCAAAAGAUAAUUCUUGAAAAGAGUUCUGAAUUCAACCAUGGUUUCUAUUUGAACUAUUCCAUACUAGUUUGAAGAAAACAUGUUUUUAACUGGGCAUACUUCGGACAGUUCUAAAACAUGGGGCUUUAAUUGCGGAAAGGAAACAGGAACUGUUUCGGAACUACUUGCGAGAACAGUUCAGAUUAUAUCAUUCGUGGAUCACCGCUAAUGAUAUUCCAAAAUUAUAACUGUAGUUCUUUAUUCCUGGGGUGCAAAAUUGUUCCAGAAGAAUAUGUAAAAACCGACAGCAAAAAUUCAAUAUGGCGUGGCGGCCAAGCAAGUCUAUUUUGAAUAUGUGUUUUUAUGCGUAUUUUAAUUAUUUUGUGUUCUAAUAAUGGUCAUUUGAUAUC